GGAUCAGGGUCUGGUGAAAGGGCUGGAGGCGCCAUGUCGGGCCGGGAAGGUGGCAAAAAGAAGCCCCUGAAACAGCCCAAGAAGCAGGCCAAGGAGAUGGACGAGGAAGAUAAGGCUUUCAAGCAGAAACAAAAGGAGGAACAGAAGAAACUCGAGGAACUAAAAUCCAAGGCCGCUGGGAAGGGCCCCCUGGCCACAGGUGGAAUUAAGAAAUCUGGCAAAAAGUAAGCUGUUCCUCACAUCUGGGGUGAUGGUGACCCUCCUCUUCCAUUCCUAUUUAAACAUCUGGAUUCCCUGUCAUAACAUCUUUGCCACCUAAUAGCUAGAAUGAAGUGUUAUCCUGGAGCCCAUUGUACAUUGUAAUAAACUUUUGUAAAAAAAAAAAAAAA
Molecule: messenger RNA, 389 nt
Organism: Mus pahari (shrew mouse)
Lineage: Eukaryota; Metazoa; Chordata; Mammalia; Rodentia; Muridae
Product: translation machinery-associated protein 7
Exons: 1
Coding region: 34-228 (64 amino acids)
Source: RefSeq, a predicted model, not a curated record